CAGACCCUGCCCGCCGUACAAAUAAGCGUGGUCUCGCUUUUAUUGAACCCACUUUUAAGGUCGCGCUCCCACGUCCUUCUGCCGUGUUAAAUAUCCUCCUCGGUGAUUCGUUAUAACUGUACGCGUAGCUGAUGAGUAAGAGUUGCAAAACUUCCACAAACUUUUUCUGAAGAAGAAACGUCAUCAAAUAGAUAGUUUUUGUUGUUGUUCUUGUUUUGGACGUCUCCAGCUGUGAGCAUGACGCGGAGGUCGUGCGCUAUCUACGCGGUGGGCGUCAUCUGCGCCACCCUGCUCGUCGUGGGCAUCGGCUUGAUCGCCUCGCAGACUUUUCGCCGGCUGAUGCACAACCGCCUCAAGAAGGAGAUUGUUUUGGUGGAGGGCAGCCGCGUGUUUGAGUCAUGGAAGAGGCCCCCUCCUCCCGUCUACAUGGAGUACUUCUUCUUCAAUGUGACCAACGUAGAUGAGUUCCUCGCUGGGGCCAAACCGGUGGUCAACCAGGUCGGGCCCUACACGUACAGGGAGUACAGGUACAAGGACAACGUGACCAUGGUGGAUGAUGGCAAAAUGGUGUCGGGGUACAACACUAAAAGCUUUGUGUUCCUGAUGGACAAGUCUGUCGGCGACCCUGCACUGGAUAACAUCACCACUGUUAAUAUACCGGCUUGGGCUGUGAUGAACAAGGUCAAAGGGAGCUUCUGGAAAUCCUCCAUGGUGUCCAUUUGGAUGAACUCCAUCGGGAGCGGCCUAUUCACCACACGCACUGUGGACGAACUGUUGUGGGGCUACGAGGACCCCCUGCUAGCCCGCAUCGCUCCGAGCAAUCCGGAAGUCGAGACCAUUUUUGGUCUUAUGUAUAAGAAAAAUGGAUCCAACGAUGGGGAAUUCGUCUUUCACACUGGGGAGCAGAAUUACUUGGAUUACGGCCGAGUGGAAACAUGGAAAGGUCAAAGCCAGCUGACCUUCUGGAACUCCAACCAAAGCAACAGCAUCAACGGGUCCGACGGAAGUGCCUUUCAUCCCCUACUGAAAAAGGACGAACGCAUUUACAUCUUCACCCCGGACCUUUGCAGGUCCAUCUAUAUGGAGUUUGAGAAGGACGUAGAGGUAAGAGGGAUACCAGCAUACCGGUUCACGCCGCCACGCUCAGUCCUGGCCAGCAAAGAGGAAAAUCCGGCCAAUGAGGGUUUCUGCAUCACCCCGCAGGAGUGCCUUGGAACGGGCCUCCUCAAAGUCAGUCCUUGUCGGAAAGGCGCUCCAGUCGUGGCCUCUUUUCCUCAUUUCUAUCUCGCAGAUUCCAAAUAUGCGGCAGCUAUCGAAGGAAUGUCCCCUGAGAGAACUCACCACCAAACCUACCUCGACCUAAACCCGACCACUGGCAUAAUUGUACGUGGGAACAAGAGAGCGCAGAUCAACAUCUUAAUGAAUAGAAUUUCCGGUUUCCCGAAAACCAGAGGUCUUAACGACACCAUCUUCCCCGUCAUGUUCCUGAAUGAGAGCGUGGUCAUGGACGAGGCAUCAGCGGCGAGGGUCCACAAGCUGCUGAUGAUCGUCACGGUGGUGUCCAACUUCCCGCUCGUUUUUGUGGCUCUUGGUGGCAUCAUGCUGCUGGUCCUGAUCGUCCUGCUGAUGCGCGAGCGCAAACAGAAGGCCAGCAGUGAGGAGAACACGUCUUACUCUCCGGUGUGUGAAAAGGAAAAAGAAGACCCUCAAAAUGGAACGUACAUCGGUCUGACGCCCAAGGUGGACGCGCAAGCUUGAGCACUGUCGCCAUCGAUGUUUUGAAGUACAAAACACCACUGCAAAUUUGAUGUCCACACCCUUCAAUUUGUCAGCGAAAACACAUUUCAUUGUUUAUUUAAUGAGUUAAUGAGGCUGCUAAUUAUAGAUGAAAACAUCUAGAGAUUGCAAUCAAAACAAACAUGACUGAAAUGGGGUUGGGAUCAAUAUUUCAGUAUUAGACUGUCAGGAUCAGCCCCUGACUACAUUUUACAAGAGCCCAUACAGGGAGGGAAAAGGACAGUCAGUCAGUAUUAAAAUCCUACGCCCCCGCUACUAAAUAUUACCAAACAUUGUUUCUAUGCCUACUGCCUAAAAGUAUCUUUUAUGUAUAAUGACAGUGUUUGGAGACGCUCACAACCCUGGCAUGAGCAUCAGACAAAGACAAAAAACACUGUAUAUUUUGUAAAAUAAGAAAGUCCUUCUCAUUUUUUUUCUUGUUGUAAAUGUUCCUGUAGAAAAUGUCCAAAUGAAGAACUUCAGGUCUGCUUAGAGUAGGUCAACACUUUUGUCGAAGCCCCUUUCACGGCGCCUAUAAAUACAGCAUUUUCCUAUAUCAGUGUAUUCUGCAUGAAUGACACUAACACAGAAUGGGGUGACAAGGUUGACCAUGAAAAUGUCCGCCUUCAGAGGUAGUAUCAGAGCCAUAAAAGCUGCUUUUACGCUACCUGUAAAAGACAGCAUUGUUCUACCUUUUUUUAAAGCUGCUGUUUGAUAUACUGUAAAUGGCACUGAUGCAGAAUAGGGGACAAAGUGGAAGUGACAUUUUUCCACCCUCAGUAGUCGCAUCAAAACCGUAACAGAACCUGUGUAUAAAGCCCCUUUUACACUGCUUCUAAAAUCCAUAAUUUUUCUGUCCGUUUUGCACGUUGCUGUUCUGUAUAAAUGGCACCAGCGGUGGGCCGAUGCCUGCCUGUAACUGUGUUCCGCAAAGUUGGGAGAGGGGUCAAGUUUAACGCUUUAACAGUCACUUCUCCUGCCAUGCUGUGUUGAAUGCAAUGUCCCUUAACUAUUUUAUGUCACACCAGACGUCGUCUAAAUCAGUGUUUCCCAACCUUAAUCGAACCUAGGCACAUACCCGACUCACAAAAAGUUAGGGAUUGGGUUUUUGGGGAGACAAGAAGAGUCAAAGAAAGGAAAACAAGUAGACAUUCUUCAAAAUUGGGGGUAGGGGGGGGGGGGGGGGAAUACCUGCUGUUAAUUUUGCCAUUCAGCUCCUUAGAGAGAAGCAAGUUGAGCAAAAAGUACUAAAAUAUUGAACAGUUGGAUCUGUGCAUUCAAAAAUUUAGAAAAGGUUCAAUUAAGUUCACCUGUAAUGCUUAUGGUGCAUAUUAGGUUCAAUUUUGUCUGUAGUGUAUUUUGCAUUAGAACAUUUUCAAAUAUUUCAUGGCACACCACCCCAAAACAAAAAUGUCAGCAAAAGUGUGAGUGAAAUCUGGGGCAGUUUACUUGAACACAAAGCUUGUUGUAUGAAUGGCAACAGAGGGAUACAAAGGUUAACUGGACCUUCUGCCAUCUAGGGGAAAGAGCAUUUACUUCUUCUGCCUGUCACUGUUGUGUCAAUGGCAGAGAUACAGUAGAUCAACAAAGAUACAAUAUUUGUAGUAAAUAAAUCAUACUUUUCGGACUAAUUAAAUUGGAUAAUUUCCGGGAGCACACCUGAUGAUCGGCACAGUGGUUGGGAGUCACUGAUGGAAAUGAUUGGAUUCUGGAAUGUGGCGGCAUUGUCCACAGUUUUGGCGAUAUCCCACGCCGUCCGGUUCUGUGAAAAUAGCAAAGGUGGAUAAUUAAUGGGUCUCCUGCUCUGAUGUUCAGAGUGGGGAUAGUUCAUGCAGUACUAGUUUUUUUCUGUAUUUUAACUGCUCCUACUAAUUGUUACUGUAAUGUUACCGCUCAGUGUUCUAUUUGGAAAACAUCCUCCAGUCCAAACACUUCUACCGGCAUGGAAGAAAUGAGGAUUUUUUAUUUUUUUUUUAAUUGUUCAAUGCUGCAUUGGAGCCACAGCGGUGAAGGCAUGACGCCUUCACCGCUGGUGAAAUUGUGCUGCCUGUAAAUACUCUUUUUUUUAUUCUUUUUAUUCUUUAUUUCUAUUCUUGCAACCAAACACAAUCAUGCUUCAAGUGUAUAGUUUUGCUCGAGUUGUAUCUCAAGGAUUUUAACAUUGUUUAGAAAAUUGCUGCUCGGCAAUUAGAUAUUUUUUUUAACACUGAUGAGUCCAUUUCUGCUAUUAUUAUUAUUGUAUUAUGUUAUUAUUAGUUAGGCAUGGGCAUAACAAUCCAGAAAUUCUGCCAAUCGUGUGGAAUUUAUUGUCGAUCAAUCAUGUCCUGAAACGAUGGAGGCAAUAUGGAGUGGACCAAUAUUCCCUCAACUAGUUUGCCAUCUAAAGAAGAACAAAUUGUUAAAUUCUGUAACAAUGUACAUCAUUUCCAAUAACUCUUCAUCAAUCUUAAUUAAUGGUAAGACUUUGGUUAAAGACACAUGAAAAAAUAAUAUAAAGAAUACAUGACCAUGUAUGAAAAUAAAGUAGUAUUUUUCGAGUAAACUUUUUUUAAGUAAUCUUAUGUAAAUGAAGCUAUGUUUUAAAAAAUAACGUUUAUGGAAUUGACUGUCGAUGAAUCACAUCUUGAAGUCAUGGAUGUAAAAUGGAGUGCACUAUUUAACUAGUUCGCAGUCUAAAGAAGAAAUGAUUGUGUAAUUUCGUAAAUUUAUAAGAAUAGCAUCCUAAUUUGUUCGGAAAAAGUAGCAACAUUACUAGAAAACAAAAAAAUUUACAAGAAUAAUGUUUUCUUCGGGAAAAAAUAUCACAAGAAUAUCACAAGAAUUAAUUUGUAUUUUUCGAGAAAAAAAAGGUAAAUUAAUAUAACGUUAUAUUGAGCACAUCCACACCACAACUCCUCUGAGCAGCAUUAUAUGUUCAAUAGCACACAACAUUCAUAUUUUAAAAAUGACAAAAAACUGAAUGUUUUUUUUUUCCUUAGUCGAUGGAGGAAGUUUAGUGCUCAUCCCUUGUCUUAGUGGUAACAUUUGACUGCAAUGUUGUUAUAUUAAUUUGCUGUUUUUAAUUUUAAUGUCUUUAAUUUUUUUAGUAAAUUCAUCAUUUAGAUAUCUGUUAUGGUAAUGGUGACGAUUCAUGGAGAGUGCAUCUUGUAGUCUAAGUUCACAAUCAUCAGAUGAAUGAAAUUGCCAACUUUGUUGUGUGUGGUUUUUUUUUUUGUAUGAUCUUCAAAAAACCAAAAAGCAAAGCACAAAAUGGAUGUCAUGCUGUUUGAUUACAGACUGUACUUUAUGAAAUUAUCGUUAUUGUUAUAACCGUGUAUGUAUCCUUCUAACCGUCUUUAUUUUGUGAAAUGUUGACGUGUUUUCACUGUGUACGCAAAAUAAAACAAUAGAUCUUAGUGUCCUGACUUUA
Messenger RNA from Phyllopteryx taeniolatus (common seadragon), 5185 nucleotides. Its product is annotated as lysosome membrane protein 2-like. Lineage: Eukaryota; Metazoa; Chordata; Actinopteri; Syngnathiformes; Syngnathidae. Gene Ontology annotation, cellular component: lysosome; cytoplasm; membrane. Gene Ontology annotation, biological process: protein targeting to lysosome; receptor-mediated endocytosis. The record is from RefSeq and is a predicted model, not a curated record. Gene Ontology annotation, molecular function: scavenger receptor activity. The transcript has 12 exons. The coding region runs from base 238 to 1758 and encodes 506 amino acids.